UUCAUCAGGGUCAGCAUCUACACCCGUCAUAAAGGUGAUGUCAAAUGUCAGCAGCGGGGUGGUGUUACAGUGUGAGUCUGCAGGCUGGUAUCCAGAGCCUGAGCUGCUGUGGUUGGACGCUGAGGGAAAGCUCCUCUCUGCUGGACCUACAGAGACCCUCAGAGGUCCUGAUGACCUCUAUACUGUCAGCAGCAGAGUGACUGUGGAGAAGAGACACAGCAACAACAUCACCUGCAGAGUCCAACAGAGGAACACCAACCAGAGCAGAGAGACACACAAACAUGUUCCAGGAAAAUCUCAUCUGGUGUGCCCAUCUCAGGUUGUAGCCAUGAUGGGUGAUGAUGUUGUUCUUCCAUGUCAGCUUAAACUUGCUGUUGAUACUAACUCUGAGACUGUGAACUGGAUCAAACCUGGUCUGGACCCAAAUGUUGUCCACCUUCAUUUUGAUGGACAGCUGGUGUUUGAGAACCAACAUCCAUCUUAUCACUUUCGUACUCGAGUCUUUGAGGAUGAACUGAUCAAAGGGAACGUCUCCCUUAAAAUAUUCAAAGUGAAACUCUCUGAUGAAGGAACGUACAGAUGCUCCAUUCCCUGGAUACGUGAAGAAGCUUCCAUUGUUCUCACUGUUGGGUCAGCAUCUACACCCGUCAUAAAGGUGAUGUCAAAUGUCAGCAGCAGGGUGGUGUUACAGUGUGAGUCUGCAGGCUGGUAUCCAGAGCCUGAGCUGCUGUGGUUGGACGGUGAGGGAAACCUCCUCUCUGCUGGACCUACAGAGACCCUCAGAGGUCCUGAUGACCUCUAUACUGUCAGCAGCAGAGUGACUGUGGAGAAGAGACACAGCAACAACAUCACCUGCAGAGUCCAACAGAGGAACACCAACCAGAGCAGAGAGACACACGUGCACGGUGUCAUCCUGGACUCAUUCAUUCCUCUUCUUCACGUUGUCAUCAUUAUGGGUUUUUUUUGUUUCCUGGCUGUGUGGAUAGUUUGCUUUCAAUUACUAAAAACUAAAACUGGUAGGUUUUAAAUCUGUUUUCAUCUCUUUACAUGUAGAAGAUGCACUAAGUGUUACAGGCCCCAGUGGUGCCACAAGGUGGUUCCAGCUUGUAUCUCUUAUUCAACUUUCAGCAAUAUUGAUGUGUGUAUUUCUCUUGCUCAGUCUCAGUGUCCUUACAGUUCACAUAUGUCAUUCUUUCAAAGUCAUAAGCAGAAAAAUUAAUGUGUUCACACAUCAAUGUUCCUCCAUUUUACAUGUACUUCACGUGGUCUCCCAGUGCAAGCAUAUUAAAAGUGCAAAUUCACUCUUGCAUAAGUGAUUCAAAGCUACUAUAAAUCUACAGUGGAUCUUAGAGCAAUACCCAGCUGUACUUAAAGCAAACCACCUCUAACCUGGUUGGAAUUACAGUGGAUACAUGUAGCUGCUCUUAAUACUGAAAUUAAUCAAAU
Messenger RNA from Oreochromis niloticus (Nile tilapia), 1446 nucleotides. Its product is annotated as butyrophilin-like protein 2. Gene Ontology annotation, cellular component: external side of plasma membrane. The transcript is spliced from 4 exons. Lineage: Eukaryota; Metazoa; Chordata; Actinopteri; Cichliformes; Cichlidae. The record is from RefSeq and is a predicted model, not a curated record. Gene Ontology annotation, biological process: regulation of cytokine production; T cell receptor signaling pathway. Gene Ontology annotation, molecular function: signaling receptor binding. The coding region runs from base 38 to 1027 and encodes 329 amino acids.